AUUGUGUUGCAGCGGCGCAGCGAGCCACCAGCUGUCGGCGGCCGCUCUGCUGCCGUCGCCCGACGGCUCGCGCCACCCGCUCGAUGUGUACGACUUCGCCGAGGAGGAGCUGGGCCACCGCGGCCCACGGCCCGCGCCCCCCGGCCUCUGGGACUGCCUCGUGGGCUGCCGCCGUUAUCAUCGUCCAUAAAUGUUGCGCCUCCGUUUGCGUUGGCAGGUGGAGCAGGGGCUGCGCCUGUACAGCCAGCACAAGCAGCAGGCGGCCGUGCGCAAGUGGCGCAGCGCUCUCAAGCGCAUCCGCAAGCGCGAGGAUAAGUUCACGCUGCUCGGCUACCUCUACCAGGCCUACAUGGACUGGGGCAAGUACAGGGAGAGCCUGGAGUUCGCGCACCGGCAGCUGAGCCUGGCGGAGGAGGCGGACUCGCCCAACCUGCGCGCGGAGGCGUACCUGAGCCUGGCGCGCGCCCACCAGCGCCUGGGCGGGCUGGAGCGGGCGCUGGCCUACGGCCGCCACUCGCUCUACAACGAGUGCGACCAGUGCCAGACGGCCGGCCAGGUGCACCUCACCGUCGGCUCCGUCUACCUGGAGCUGGCCGCCUUCUGCAAGGCGCUCGAGGCCUUCCAGCAGGCGCACAAGAUCGCGCAGGGCAUCCAGGACCCCGCGCUCGAGCUGCAGGUGUACGUGGGGCUGAGCGAGCUGUUCGGGCGGCUGCAGGACGCGGACAAGAGCGCGCGCUACGCGGCCAAGGCGUACGACCUGUCGCGCUCGCUGCAGCUGGGCGACCUCAACUCGCGCCACCACCGCGCCGCGCUGCUUCAGAUGGCGUCGGCGCUGCGCAAGCAGGGCGAGCUCGGCGACGCCCAGGACUACUGCACGGAGGCCACGCGCUUGUCGAUUGUGUCAGGUGAUCAGGCGGCGUACGCACGCAGCAUUCGGAUCAUGGGCGACAUCUACCGCAAGAAGUCCGACAUCAAUAAGGCGUACCGGCAGUACGAGAGCGCCAUGGGGUCUGCGGCCGGCAUGGGCGACCGCCUGUGCCAGAUGGAGGCCAUGGACGGCGCGGCGCGCUGCCUCGAGGCGCUGCGCCUGCAGCAGAAGAUCUGCAACUGCCGCCCGCUCGAGUUCAACACGCGCCUCCUGGAGGUGGCCAGCUCCGUCGGCGCAAAGUUACGCUUUCAUUCUUAUCAACACUUCGAUCGCUGA
Gryllus bimaculatus (two-spotted cricket) is the source of this 1204-nucleotide messenger RNA. The record is from the annotation of a GenBank genome assembly. Lineage: Eukaryota; Metazoa; Arthropoda; Insecta; Orthoptera; Gryllidae.